Messenger RNA from Rattus rattus (black rat), 936 nucleotides. Its product is annotated as olfactory receptor 6C3-like. Gene Ontology annotation, cellular component: membrane. Gene Ontology annotation, biological process: G protein-coupled receptor signaling pathway. The transcript has a single exon. Lineage: Eukaryota; Metazoa; Chordata; Mammalia; Rodentia; Muridae. Gene Ontology annotation, molecular function: olfactory receptor activity; G protein-coupled receptor activity. The record is from RefSeq and is a predicted model, not a curated record.
AUGAAAAACCACUCUAUGAUCAAUGAAUUUGUGCUCUUGGGCAUAUCAGACACACCAGAAGUUCAGGUUGUGAUUUUUAUCUUUUUGUUUAUUGCUUAUAUAUUAAGUGUCACUGGAAACCUAACCAUCAUCACUCUCACCUUGCUAGACUCCCAGUUAAAGACUUCUAUGUAAUUCUUCCUCCGGAAUUUCUCCUUAGAAAUUAUAUUCACCAGUGUUUCCAUUCCUAGAUUUUUGGAGGCAAUAAUCACUAAAGUCAAGACCAUUUCCUAUAACAAUUGUCUGACUCAGUUAUUUUUCUUCAUCUCCAUGGGAGUGUCUGAAUUCUUUCUUCUAACCGCUGUGUCUUAUGAUUGCUAUGUUGCCAUCUGCAAGCCAUUGCACUAUACCCUCAUCAUGAAUCAGAAAGUCUGCACACUUCUUGUCCUCACCUCAUGGAUGGGAGGGUUUCUGACCAUCUUUCCAUUGCUCAUGUUAUUUCUCAAGUUAGACUUUUGUGCUUCGAAUAUCAUUGAUCACUUCUGCUGUGACUACUUCCCCAUUCUGCAGCUCUCCUGCUCAGAUACAUGGUUUUUAGAGACAAUAGGCUUUUACUUUGCAUUUGUUACUCUGUUGUUCACACUGGCUUUAGUGAUCUUGUCAUACAUUUGCAUCAUCAGCACCAUUCUGAGGUUCCCAUCUGCCAGUCAGAGGAAAAAGGCUUUCUCCACCUGUUCCUCUCACAUGAUUGUCAUCUCCAUCUCUUAUGGCAGCUGCAUUUUCAUGUAUGUCAAACCUUCUGCAAAUGAAAGAGCAUCACUGACCAGAGGAGUGGCUCUUCUCAAUACCUCAAUUGCUCCCAUGCUGAACCCUUUUAUAUACACCUUGAGAAAUCAACAAGUAAAACAAGCCUUCAAGGAGUUGAUUAAUAAAGUAGUUUUGAUAGGAAAAAAAUGA